AACAAAAAGAAGAGGAGCCUACCCAGUGACCCACAGUUCUGGUGUUAGCAAAACGGCAACCGCUUCAGCUUCACACUUCCAUUUUUGCUCUCAUUUCUCGAAGCUAUAUCUCAUGCUUUCAUUUCUUGCCUCUUCGUACGGAAAGCUAGGGUGUCUCCUCUCCACUUCAACGCUCUUCCCUAACUCACUCUUAUCUUAAGGACAUGAGCCCAUUCUAGAUUUCGAAGUACGCGUGAGUGAUGCAACAAAAUCCUUGGCGUUUAGAUCCCUACGGCAUGCUUGACGAAUACUCUGCAUUAGUCAAAGUGAAACUUUAAGUCUUUGGGGAUUGAGAUGAGCGGAAAUGGCAGAAAGCACUCUUCAAAGUGGGAUUCAAGAGAUCAACAUGAAUUUGCACCAGAUAGUGUUGCUAGUAGCAAUAGUUCAAAGUGGUCCUAUUUGGAAAGAAAUGAUAAGUUAAAAUCCAGAAUGGGAUUUUCAUUCAAGGAACCUUUUCCUGAAGGCAGAGGAUCAAAUAAAGAUGAUAUUACGAGUAAAGACUACAGAGCUUUGGAUGCAACAAGUGCACAGGACACUGAUAGAAGUUACAGCAUGGAAAUGUCACCAGGGCUUGAGGAUUGGAAAAGUAAGAAGUACAGUCAAUCCCCAAGAAAUGGUUGCAGUCAGUCAGUCAGGAAUGCUCGGAGCCGGAGCAGAAGUCGGAGCCCUUCACGUGGUUUUAGGUGGGAUUCAGGAGUCAAUGACAGAUGUAGAAUGAGGGCUGGAGGAUUGGCACAACCAUGUAGAGAUUUUGCUGCUGGAAAAUGCAGGAGAGGCAGCCAAUGCCAUUUCCUUCACCAUGAUGAUCAAAAUUAUGAUGAUAACUGGGAAAGUAGACACAGGAAAGAUGGCACUCCCAGAUAUUCUACUCUCCAUGAGAGUGGGGACUACUCUCGUACAAGUGGAAGAUCUAAGGAAACUUGUAUCAAUUAUGCAAAAGGAAGGUGUAGAAUGGGAGCAUCAUGCAAGUAUGUGCAUCAUGACAAUUCUGAUCAGUUCAGUAAAUUUUCUGUGGAUGAAGCAACUAGGGAAAGGGAAAUUGACAGAAGGCGUACAGAGAAUACUUUAGAGCAGGGUGGUCGACACGGUCCAAACCACAAUGGUGAUAUUCCUUGCAAAUUUUUUGCAUUUGGUAAUUGUCGAAAUGGCAAACGUUGCAGAUUUUCUCAUGAUAGGCAAGCAUCCAGGAGCCCUAAUAGAAUAUUAAAUGAUGAUAGGUCAAGAAGCAAUCAAGGUGAAGAUCAGGCUCUGGAUAGGCCAAAAUUGAGUGACAAAGUUAGUCCAAAUGGAAGGCUAAGAGAUGAUAGAUGGGGUUUAGAUGGCAGUAUGGCUGAUAGAGAUGAAGUUUGGGAUGGUUCCAAACAGAAUGAUUUAGUUGUUGUCCCUGAUUUAGUGAAACUGGUUAAGGAUAACAAAACUGGGAUUAUGGGCACCCCAGAACCUGGAUUCAUGGCUUGGCCAAUUAUUGAUGGAUGGGACCAUAGCUUAGAUAAGAACAGAGUGCAUGGUGGAUCACCAUUUUCAAGUGAUAAGAAGGAAGAAGCUAACUGUUGGACAGCCAAAAAUGAUAGUGCCAACAUUCACUCAUCCCAGUCAGUAGCUGCAGACAUUUGGCCUGGUAAUGAAAAAAUGUCUCCUGAUUGGAAUUAUGGUGUGGGAUCUUCCAGCCAUACUAAAGAAGAGCACGGGAAGAGUAAGCAACAAGUUGCUCCAGGACAAGGAUUUAAUCAGAAUGUAAAUACUUUGCAUUCUUCAAGCUGCCAUGCAGUUGGACAGAGUCAAGUAGCAGUCUCCAUUGUUCCUCCAAGACUGGGAACUGUUGAAGUUAUGCAGAACCAGGAAGUCUCUACUGAGAAAAAAUACAUGGUUGAGCCAAAUAUCAUGGAUGCGAACCUAUCACAAGUUGGUUCACGAAAUCCUCCAACUCAGAACAUGGUAAGCAAAGAACAGCUUACUCACCUUACCAGCCUGUCAGCCUCCUUGGCACAUAUCCUUGGAACAGGUCGGCAGCUUCCACAACUUUAUGUUACUUCUAUUUCCCAAGAUGCAAAGGAUACUCCCUUCCUAAGCAAAACUGAAGGGUUUGGCAAGCCUGCUUCCAUAACAUUCAUCAAGCCAGAUCCUGCUGUUGAAUUGCAGAAGCAGUGUGAUCCAAUGUGUGAUAGUAUGGAGCCAAAUAAGGCUAAUGUAAAUGGGGUACCCACUACUCUUUCUCCAAGUAAAAAAGUUCCAUCACUUUUACCUAAGGUAGGACAACAUUUUGAUGACUCUAAGACUGCCUUUUCAGAAGAACAACUUGUCAAAAGUGAACAUUCAAUUCAGUUGCAGAAAGUUGAAAACAUUGAGGUUAAUAAGGAGAACAAUGAAGUGGUAGCAGAAGAAAAGCAAAGUUCUCGAAUUGAAAAUAAAAUUACAGAAGAGAAUGGUCCUUUGGAAAACAUGGACCAAAACAGUGGACCUGAUGAUGAGGCCAAGAAAAUAAAGGAUGUAAAGGGUAUUCGUGCAUUUAAGUUUUCAUUGGUUGAGUUUGUUAAGGAGCUUCUGAAACCAACGUGGAAAGAAGGUCAAAUCACCAAAGAAGAUUAUAAAGCUAUUGUGAAGAAAGUUACUGAUAAAGUAACUGGUACAGUGCAGCGGGUACAUAUUCCUCAGACACAAGAGAAAAUUGACCGCUAUUUAUCAUUUUCGAAACCAAAGCUUAACAAACUUAUACAGGCAUAUGUGGAAAAGGUUCAGAAGGCUUAGUGCAAGUAUAGAAAUUUGGCUAUGUAAUCUGUUGACUAAAUUUUGCCAAGUUUGUUUUCUUUGCGUAUUCUGUUUCUUCUAUGCACAAUAAGAAGUUAAAAUGUCCCAAUUAGUUCAGAUGAUAGUAUAAUCGAAGAACCUUUGCAGCUCAUGUACAUAUAACUCGGAGCUGUCUUUUGUUUCUAGUGUCUAAUUUAGACUUUAGUUUACAACCCCAAAUAUUAGGCAGCUAUUUGGCAGGAUCCAUCUCUAUUGCUGUUAUUUUUAUUUACUCGUUUGAUGCAUAUGUAAAGGAAAAGAAGCCUUUUUCUUCUCAAAACAGUAACAAAGAGACGGUUUGUUGUGUUGCCUAAAUCUUCCCAUGGUAAAGCAACUCAUCUUUGCAUUGUCCAUCGAUCGAAUGCUGUGUUACGCUUAAUAUGAAGGGAUUACUUGUUU
Abrus precatorius (Indian licorice) is the source of this 3222-nucleotide messenger RNA. RefSeq names its product zinc finger CCCH domain-containing protein 38-like. Gene Ontology annotation, molecular function: metal ion binding. Bases 334 to 2784 code for a protein of 816 amino acids. The transcript is spliced from 7 exons. Lineage: Eukaryota; Viridiplantae; Streptophyta; Magnoliopsida; Fabales; Fabaceae. The record is from RefSeq and is a predicted model, not a curated record.